AUGGCCUCCCCCAUAUCUGACCUCUCGGGUUCCUCAGACCAUGACAAGAAGCAGGUCCCAAGUCCGGACAGCUUUGAGCCACGUGAAAACUCUCCCGACAUCACUCACGUGAAGGACAAGUUUCCAAAGGUUAAGGAUGAAGUUUGGUUAGCACAGCGUCUAGGAAACGCCAUUACCAAACGACGCAUGAUCAUCCGGUAUAGACAGGCCAAAAAUGCUCAACCUGCAACAGCCAAGGAUCUUGUCUCUGACGACAUGACCGAGCAAGCGUCAACCUCUUCGCCCGCGACUUCUUUCAUCAGUUCGUCUGACGAAGCUACGAGCCAGGACAUUCCGGACCUGGACCACUUGACGUUCAACGGAAAGAAGCUGGAAUUUGGAGAACCCAUCGAGUGCCCAUACUGCAGAACAACCCAGGUUCUGAGUACCCAAGCGGAAUGGAGGCAAGCAAAGCACGUCUUAGCUGACCUUCAGGCGUAUGUGUGCACCUUCAAAGACUGCACUUCUGGUCUCUUUACGACUCAAAAGGAAUGGCUCACUCACGAAAUGACUGAACACGUGCAGCAAUGGAUCUGCAGUCGUUGCCACGACGCUGAGAAGCCAACAUUUGAAACUAUGUCCAAAAUUAAAGAGCACAUCGAGGCCACGCACACGGCUGAGGAGAAUCCUACCGAAAUCUUGAAAGCGAGCCAAGUACCUCUCAAGCCUUUGGGAACCUCUUCAUGCCUUCUAUGUGAUGAAUGGGAACCACCUACUAAGGAGUCUCAAAACGUCAAGGAAUUCUAUCAACACCUGGGAAAGCACCAGAAAGUUCUCGCUCUUGAAGCCCUGCCAAUGUCGUUGGACGGGCUGAGCUGCGAUGAUGGGCGCCUACUUCAUUGUUCCCCCUGUGGCCAUGUUUGGACCCCAAGCGAGAGAGGAGAAUCCUGUCCGGCGUGCCAUGAUGGCAAAGGAAAACGUCUCCCCCGGCAAGUAAAGAUGUCAACACCCUUCCCUCCACGCUGGGAAGUCAAGAUAGCCCCGGGCCGUAACAGGGUAUACUUUGUCGACCACAAUGAGGGUCAAACAACCUGGAUCGACCCUCGCAGCACGGAAGCCAGGCUUGUCUCCAACACACUCAAGAUUGGGCCACUUCCCGCAGGCUGGGAGCUCAGGUUGGAGGAGAAAUCAGGCCGUAUCUAUUUCGUGGACCACAAUUCAAGCACGACGACCUGGGAUGACCCGCGCGAAAAGGCGGAUGAUGAGAAAUCGAAGCCGCUGCCUGAGGAGCGGAAGAGAAGGGCUCUUAGCAGUCGCCUGUAA
Fusarium vanettenii 77-13-4 is the source of this 1302-nucleotide messenger RNA. RefSeq lists its product as uncharacterized. Gene Ontology annotation, molecular function: protein binding. Bases 1 to 1302 code for a protein of 433 amino acids. The record is from RefSeq and is a predicted model, not a curated record. The transcript has 3 exons. Lineage: Eukaryota; Fungi; Ascomycota; Sordariomycetes; Hypocreales; Nectriaceae.